UCGUAGUCGUCGUGAGUCACGCAGUAAACAACUAUUAAAUUUGUAGUCGUGCUCGUAAAGUGGCGGCAAUGAACGGUACCUAUGCGGUCUGCUCCGGUUUUUACGUUUAAUCGUACUUUACGAGGUGUAGGUCAUGUUAUGCUGAAUAUUUUUUACCAUGGGAAAACUUGUUGAUUGGAUUAAACUUAGCCAUAUCGCGCUUUUAGAAUUGAUCAUGUAGUUAAAAUUAUUCAAUAUUUACCACACAUUUAACUCGCAAAGUGUAGCUUAAAGUGGAAAACUGUAUUUAAUUAACCCAGAUAAAAUUCAAAUUUAAAUAGUCUGACAAUUUAUUUGGAACUUAAAUAACUUUAUUCAGUUAUUAAAGUAAAUAUGUGGAGUGAAGUCAGAGGUAGCGGUUUUAAGGCUCUUAAAUUUUCGUGAAAAUCACCCUUACCGGAUAAUAAUUUAUAAAAUCUGAUAAUAAAUUGAUGUUAAUAAUCACAUAAAGAAUCACGUGGAAUAUAAACAACAAAAGUGAAUUUCUUUGAAUUUCUAUUACAGCUCUCUCGUGGGAACAGACAGCGAGAUAAUUAGCAAUCUAUGUGACCCUGAGUGAUAAAUAGCUUGUCAACCGAGAAUAUUAUACAUAUAAACAAAUAAUAACAGUGAACUGAUAAUAAUAGUGAACUGUAGAAAUCGUGUUGUGUAACAAAAGGUGGAAUACAUUGACUCGUUAUGCAUAUCCAACGAUACUUGUGAAUUUAAGUGAAUUGUAAAUCGUGUGGAACAAUAUUUACUUAUAUGGAAAAGAAUACUAGUGUUACAUGGAUACAGUGAAGUGUAGUACUAUUUGAGAGAAACGGAAUUUGCAGAAAAUUCUGCCACGAAGCUGUUUCCGUGUCAAUCACCGCGGCGGCCGCGUCGUUUCGACGCCCGCUGGCCGCUAUUGUAUGAGAGUCACAUGGCUAUGCGUGGCGGCGUUGUGCGGCGUGCUAAGCACGCGCGCCGACGCGCCGCCGCCGAGCGAGCUGCGAGUCACCAGCGCCGUGCUAGGCGAUGACGGCGUCGGCGCGGCGCUACGGGAGUUGGCGGCGGUGGCGUUAGCGGCGAGAGGCGUGCGCGCUAGGGCUGUACCUCCGCCGGAAGAAUGCCUCGCCCCGGCGUCGCGCAAAUGCCAUAUAGCUGUGAACCGUCUCCUCACUAGUGGCAACCUUACUGCUGCUAUACUACCCACGCCCGCCGCUGAAGCGCCACUCGACGCCAUGGAUGGCUACGGUCUCGCCGGACUCGGCGAUGCAGCGCCGCCGGCGCGGCGAGUUUGCCUCGCGGGGGGUCCGGCUGCGCCGCGCGGGGCAAGAUCUUUACUUGACCUAGUAGAUGAAGACGUCGCCGCGCUUUAUGAGUUGACGCCAGUGGAGAUCGCCAGCGUAUUUGCUAAUACCUCAAAAUGGGACGGAUUAUCGUAUCCAAACGGGACGGAAGCACUAAAAGUAUGUACGACAGGACGCUGCGCAACGCUUCUCACUAGCACCAUAACCGAAGCGAAGGAAAUAGCUACCUUAGCUCACGUUUACUCACUACGCGUACGCGUAGUUCCUCUGGGCACACAUCUAUCUGCUGUUAGAUUGCAACGCCCAUUUAUCGCAUGUGAUGCACUUAACGUACCUCCUGGCCGGCCGCUCGGCCCACCACCCUGCACUAACUCCAAAGAUUCUGCUUGCAUUUUCGAGCCAUACCGAGUACUGAAGCGUGUGAACAGACGCGCUUCUGAGCUAACGUUAAGCGCAUUACGCGUACUGACGAGGCUAAAGUUGGACGAACAUCAGUUAGCAGUACUGGGUAAAGAAGCGCGAGCACGCGGCGCGGUAGCCGCAGCAAAUGAGUUUUUAUCAAAAAAUCCACUUGCGCUAGGCGCUAGCGAAGUGCGCGUGUUGGUGAUGCUGCCGGACAAAACGCCGCGUGAAUUACAAUUGGAGCCACGAGCGCUAGCCGCCGCUGCCGCUCUGGCUGAGUUGGAUGAACAGAGCUCAUCACACGCUACGCGCUUUAAAGUGGAAACAUUCGACGAUGAAUGUUCAGGAUCUACGGCCUAUAAACAUCUGUCGGAUGCGCUAGGUACAGGUGAAUACGGUGCGUUAUCAGCGGUAGCCGGACCGGCUUGCGGCGCGGCGUUUGCGGACGUUGCUAAGCAAACAAAAUCGCAUGUGUUGCCGGUGCUGGCAUAUACGCCGCAGUCUGCAGAAGGGCCAUAUGUGCUGCGUGCGUCAGGCGAUGCGCGCGACGAGGCUGCCGCUCUAGGAGCCUUACUAUCAGCGCAGAGCUGGCGCCGAAUAGCCGCGCUUACUGAACCUGGUACACGCGCGCUGCUGGACUCUGCAAACUUGCGCGCCGACGUCGUUGUGCACACCGAGCUGCCCGACGCGGAUGUCGUGGGUGACGAUGUGGUUGGAAAAAACCCCGCCUAUGUGACAGAGACUCUUGACGAUAAAACCAAACUAGAGCCAGAUUACGAGUUGAUAUCUCAGUGGGCAACCCGAGCAGCGGCAGCAGGAGCACGUAUCCUUCUAGUAUGGCCUGAAGACGCGCGCGCACUACGCGGGGCAUUAUGUGCAGCCCGCGAAGCUAAGCUCACACCACAGGCCGGCGCGGUGUUCCUCCUCCCACCACUAGCCCCUUCUGCCCUCAUCCGAGCCGACACUGAUAAGCACCCCUGCUCAACCGAGCAGUUGCAGGAGAUGGCUGACGGCCAUCUUAGUCUGCGGCCCGCUUGGCAGAUGGAUUGGAUGCCACCCGCUGAUUGGGCUGAGCGCUGGCGUACACAGUGCAGAUUUCAGCCGGUGGUCGGCCCAUGUUCGACGCCUACGCCAAACGCGGCACUUCUGUACGACGUACUGCGUCUCUGGGCUGCUGCACUCUCCCGCUUGCUCACGCGCAAGCCCAGCGCACUUGAUGACCUGCAUCAAGAAGAGAUCAUCAAAUCACUGAUAGCCGAUGUGGAAAGUCCAGAACACAACUAUACUGGGCUUACAGGACAGUUUGCGUGGGGCAACGGCGCACGAACGGUACCACUGCGGUUGUUGCAGUGGGACAACAGCACGCAGGCGUACGCUGCCGUCGGUGAUUGGGCAAGCACAUUAAAACUGACGCCAAAUGCGAUCCGCUGGCGGACGCUUGACGGCUUACCUCCUAACGACGGCGUAGAGCCUUGCGCAUUGCAGCCACUAGCGGACGCACUACACGCAGACUGUCGCGUUGCACUUGGAACGCUUCUAGCACUACUACUGGCCGGGCUUGCAGCCGCGCUCGGCGGCGCUGGGUGGCUUCUUAAACGACGUCUAGAAACACGCUACCGCGCUCGCUUAGCUGCCCUCGGCUUGUCCACACUAGCACCUAAACUGGACGCGCUUGACCGCUGGGAACUACCACGAGAGCGUGUCGUUAUCAACCGCAAGCUCGGCGUCGGCGCGUUCGGUACAGUAUACGGCGGUCAUGCAUUACUAACUGAACGACGCGCUUGGACCGCCGUCGCCGUCAAAACGCUCAAACCCGGCGCUGGCAUGGCAGAAAAACUAGAUUUUCUUGCUGAAGCUGAAGCUAUGAAGAGGCUUGAACAUCCCAAUGUUGUGAAACUACUAGGCGUAGUCACGCACUCAGAACCAGUGUGCACUGUUAUGGAGUUCAUGCUAUAUGGAGAUUUGAAAGGAUACCUUCUGGCGCGGCGGCAUUUGGUGGAUGAAGGAGGCGAAGCCGCGGAUGAGGUAUCGCCAACCCGACUGACGGCUAUGGCUUUAGAUGCGGCGCGUGCGCUCUCAUACCUCGCUCAACUCCGUUUUGUACAUCGUGACGUAGCUGCCCGUAACUGCCUGGUCUCAGCUCGACGGCAGCUUAAGCUGGCUGACUUUGGCAUGGCGCGACCAGUAUGCGAGAGCGAUUACUACCGGUUCAGCCGCAAGGGUCUACUUCCCGUGCGCUGGAUGGCGCCCGAAUCUCUUUCUCGAGGCGUUUUCUCUCCCGCCUCAGACGUAUGGGCGCUCGGUGUUCUGCUGUAUGAGAUCGUGACAUUUGGAGCCCUACCGUAUCAAGGGCUCGGUAACUCACAGGUGCUGGCACGCGUCACACGAGGACGAUCGCUUCGCCCACCGCCUGGAUUGCAGCCCAACCUGGAGGGUCUGAUGAAGUCCUGCUGGCAGCAAGAGCCGGCGGCGCGUCCAAGCGCGGCGGCAGUCGCUGCUUUCCUAGCUGACUCUCCGCGUCUUUUGACGCCGUGUCUUGUCGCGUUCGACGUUUUGCCGCUCGACCCGCCGCGGCCGUCUGAACACUCUGAACACGAGGACCUUCAAGAACGCUGGGUGUCGUGGGCGGCGCCGCCGUCCGCCGCCACCGACACAACGUACCUCAGCGCCGACGCCGACGCCGACACGGAGCCAGAUUCGCCCGGCGUCGACGUGCCCGUAGAAACACAGCGGUUCCUCCCUUGACAUAUCAGGAGAUUCAUGAGGCUGUUGCGUAAAAACUUACAAGCUAAACCUUCUAUAAAGAUAAACUUCAAAUUAUUCGAAAUGACCAAUAGAUGACGCCCUGCUGUCACCCGUAUUGGAAAUGAAAAUUAAAUGACUUGGACUGAAAUAGAUGUAUUAUACAAAAUAAGAAGUGAUAAAGCCCUCUGGUGGCCGACGCCGGAAUCGAACUGGCGUCUUCUGCUCAUGCGAGUCAUGCGACUUACGUCUUGACCACUAAACCACCCGACUGCGGCGGUCGAUGUCGAAUGGCUCCUCUACACGAUGGGCUAACGCCGGCCACUUCAAGGGACGCACUUAUGCGUUAGAGGGAGCAAGUGAUAUUGCUAUCUCAUUCUACCGCAUGGCUGCGUCCCUUGUAGUGGCCGGCGCCCAUCGUGUAGAGGAGCCAUAUCUUUGGUCAUAAGACCCACAAGCAUAACAAUGUGUAUGAAUCAAUGAUAUAAAUGGUUACUUACUUAUUCGUAUGAAUAUUUUGAACAUUAUUCUCAAUAUUGUCAGGUAAUGUUCUCUAUGUGUAAUGUAUAAGGCCACUAGAGGACACUAACGAAAGAGAUAAAAUAUACUAAGUACCUACUUAAGUCUUAGGGGUUUUCCAUACACAUCGUUACAGUUGUAACCAAAAAACCGGGCAAGUGCGAGUCGGACUCGCGCACGAAGGGUUUCGUACCAUAAUGCAAAAAAAACGAAAAAAAAAGCAAAAAGAAAACGGUCACCCAUCCAAGUACUGACCACUCCCGACGUUGCUUAACUUUGGUCAAAAAUCACGUUUGUUGUAUGGGAGCUCCAUUUAAAUCUUUAUUUUAUUCUGUUUUUAGUAUUUGUUGUUAUAGCGGCAACAGAAAUACAUCAUCUGUGAAAAUUUCAACUGUCUAGCUAUCACGGUUCGUGAGAUAUACAGCCUGGUGACAGACGGACGGACGGACGGACGGACGGACGGACGGACAGCGAAGUCUUAGUAAUAGGGUCCCGUUUUACCCUUUGGGUACGGAACCCUAAAAAUGGAGAGUAAUACUUAUGACGUUUUUUUAACACAAUAGCUAAGCACUGUACAUUUUUAUGCAAUAGGCUCAUUAUAGCUAAUUAUCGCAUGGUAAAGAACUAGUGCAUUACGAUACAGUGCGAAAACUAGGAAAUUCACAAGUAGAGGCGAUAAAUUAGAUAAAACACGACUGAAGAAAUGUUUUAAAUCGACACGAGUUGCGAUUACCUUUUCGCACGUGUAUUGUACAAUGUUUUACUGUACAUUUCGGCCGUUUAAGUUUUCGACAUACGCACAUACAGGGUGUCCCAGAAUUCGACGUCAAGCCGUAAACGGAUGAUAGACCAAGUCAUAACAGUUAUCAUAAAAAUACAAAAAAAAAUCCAACUCAUCACUUUAAAAAUUCACUAAAAUAUCCACACCCUGUAAUUAUUCAAGAUUACACAAUAAUAAAAAAAUUAGAAUAAAAGAGUUAAAGAACUAUUACGGGGUGUGGAUUUUUUAGUGAAUUUUGAAAGUGACCAUAAUUUUUAAAAAACAUGAGUUUUUUUUUUUGUAUUUUUAUAACUGUUAUGACUUGGUCUAUCAUCCGUUUACGGCUUGACGUCGAAUUCUGGGACACCCUGUAUGUAUACCUAGUGCUAGUUACCGCACUAGGGAGGUAAAUUAGCACCAUAUGUACUGUAAAGAUAUAAAUGAUGUCCUCUAGCCGCCCAGCCCAGACGUUGAAACUUGCCAAGAAAAAUGCAAUUUUGAUUUGUCAAAACAAAGAUUCAAAUUAGAAUGAAUGAAUGAAUGUUUAUUUGCUUCAAACAAGCGUAUAUAUGGGUGUUACAUUUUGUUUUUGUACGAUCCUUGUUUUGCCAUGACUGGCGUACAAAUAUUGUUUGUACUGUAAGAAUGGAACACGAGACCUUUUUAUAUGUCUCUGGGCGGCUAAAUGAUAUGCCAAUCCGUCUUUUUAUCGAUAACUGAGGAGAGAAUAUUUUUAGCGAUAAACGAUAAGGUAAACGUCCCAGUGUUUGACUAUCUCAAUUGCAUGGAAAUACGGUGACAAAGGUAAAGUGCCAAACACUGGGACGUUUGCGUGACCUUCAUAGGCUACACUACACAUUCCAUUGUCUAGUCAAUUAGUUAACUAUUUAUAAUAAGUAAAAGAAUGAUCUUGUAAAUAUAAUAUAAAUAUAAUUUAUCAAACA
This is a messenger RNA of Cydia fagiglandana, 6680 nucleotides long. RefSeq lists its product as uncharacterized. Bases 933 to 4460 code for a protein of 1175 amino acids. Gene Ontology annotation, cellular component: plasma membrane; signaling receptor complex. Gene Ontology annotation, molecular function: ATP binding; transmembrane receptor protein tyrosine kinase activity. The transcript has 14 exons. Lineage: Eukaryota; Metazoa; Arthropoda; Insecta; Lepidoptera; Tortricidae. Gene Ontology annotation, biological process: multicellular organism development; protein phosphorylation; cell surface receptor protein tyrosine kinase signaling pathway. The record is from RefSeq and is a predicted model, not a curated record.